AUGUAUUCCGUUAAGGAAGGAAGUAAGGUAUUGAUUUUAUGGAAAGAUCAAACGGAUAAAGAAAAUUUUCAAAAUUUUAUUGAUAAUUUAAAAGUUGGUGAAAAUGGUUUGGUUAAAUUAGAAAAUGUUAAUAUGUUAAAUGGCGCUCAAUAUCCACAAUCAUCAUUCGACGUUAUUUUUUCCGGCGUUAUUUUUCCUCAAACGGUUUUUCACGAUUUUAAUUUUUUAAGUCAAUUGAUGAAAUUACUUAAGCCAAAGGGUAAAUUAUUUAUUCAUCAAUCUCUGCCAAAAUUAGACGAUUACGCCACAUUAAAAUCUAACCUCAUUCUAAAUGGAUUCACAAAUCCUAAUUUCGAAGUGGGAUCAUCCUGUGCUAUUAAUUUGAAAGGAACUAUGCCUUCUGCUGGUACAAAAGAUGCUGGUGAUGCUGGUAAUGUUGAUAAAGUUUCGACAGUUUGGAAAUUGAGUGACACACUAGAUGAGGAUUUAAUUGAUGAAGACAAUUUGUUGAGUGAGGAAGAUUUAAUAAAACCAGAUCCUGCAUCGUUAAGAGUUUGUGGUACAACUGGUAAAAGAAAAGCUUGUAAAAAUUGUUCUUGUGGUUUAGCAGAAGAAUUGGCUGGCGAAGAAGCUCCUGUAAAAACUUCUUCAUGUGGAAAUUGUUAUCUAGGAGAUGCCUUCAGAUGUUCGACUUGUCCAUAUUUGGGAAUGCCAGCAUUUAAACCAGGAGAAAAAAUACAAUUGCCGGAAAGUCAAAUCAAUGCUAAUUUAAGUUAA
Messenger RNA from Pediculus humanus corporis (human body louse), 777 nucleotides. RefSeq lists its product as uncharacterized. The transcript is spliced from 3 exons. Gene Ontology annotation, biological process: iron-sulfur cluster assembly. The coding region runs from base 1 to 777 and encodes 258 amino acids. Lineage: Eukaryota; Metazoa; Arthropoda; Insecta; Psocodea; Pediculidae. Gene Ontology annotation, molecular function: iron-sulfur cluster binding. Gene Ontology annotation, cellular component: cytoplasm. The record is from RefSeq and is a predicted model, not a curated record.